GCGUCUGUGACAGUCAGAGCAACCGAGGCGUGGAUUCGAUCUGCCUGUAAGAAUGAUUUCGGCGAGCUGAAGUUCGGCGCCUGCUGUCCCGUUGCAGCCACCCCACCUAAAUUGUGGUCGUGUGCGUCGUCGAAUUAAAGGGUUGCGAAAUUAGUUACCCACCCUUAAGAAAGUUCCACGGCCAUUUUCUACAUGGGAAGACAACAAUGUUGCUAGCAGGCUAGCUCCUUGGGUAGCUGGGACAACAGUUGUUUUGCUAACUCCUGAAUCAUCCUUGCAAUUUCCUCGCUUUAGGCGUCAACACACAGAAGACAUGAAUUCGUGGAAAUGAACAGAAAGGAAGGGGAAAGCAUGGAUUCCCAGGGCAUAACUCCGAAUAAUUCUGAGGACAAUCGGGAGCGCGAGCUGAGCUGCCCGUCUCUGCGGAGCGUCGGGAAGGAGUCGGAGCGUUCGUAUGCCCGCAGCCGGAAACGGGAGAAGCGGUGGGAGGAUUCCGACAGCUCGCCGGGGGACCACAACCACGACCAUGACCUGGACCGGGAGUCAGGGCUGGAUCGGUCUCGCACCAGAACCAAGGAGCCCGCAGAUGUGGACCGGGAACGGGACCGGGAACGGGAUCGGGAUCAGGACCGGGAUCCGGAUCGGGACCGAGUGUCAGACGGGGAGAGGAGUAGCGGGUCGUUCUACUCUGAGGAUUACGACAAGCUGACGCCGUCCGAACGUUCCAUCUCGCCGGGUUCUGUGUCUGUGAGUCCACGCCGGCCAGCACGAGCCAGAAAAGUGUCCAGCAGCCCACUGCACAGAGCAGGUCAUCAUAAGGGCAACUCUCGCCCUCCACAUCUCAAAGGUCUCCGCAAGGGCCCCCCUCGCCUGCUGCGGCCGGGCAUGCAGCAUACCCCUCACCGCUGGGGUGGUGCCAGCCUCGGGGCCGGCGGUGCCCAGGGUGGAGGUGGUGCUGGUGGUGGUGGUGGUGGUGGUGGGGGGGGUCAGCGCUGCUCCAGCCUGACCAAGGAGCCUCCGGCGCGCGACCUGGACCUGGUGACCAAGCGGCUGCUGUCGGCGCGGCUGCUCAAGAUCCACGAGCUGAAGAACGCCUUUGCCGAGCUGCAGCUGCAGACCGACGAGCUGCGCAAGGAGAACCGCCUGCUCCGGCAGCUGCAGCUGCGCCACGAGAAGGCUCUGAAUCGCUACAGCGACACGGAGAGCGAGAUCGCCCAGCUGCUGGCCCGGCACAACAACGAGACGUCGGCGCUGCGCGAGCGUCUGCGCCGCAGCCAGGAGCGCCUGCGCACGGCCGAACGUGGCCAGCGCGAGGCCGACGAGCGACACCAGCGCAGCGAGCGCGAGCUGCACAAGCUGCGGCGGCUCGCCGACGACCAGAGGCUCGGCGAGAGGGAGGAGCUGGCCCGCAGGCUCGAGGCCAGCCAGCAGAGGGCGCAGGAGAGCGAGCGCAAAGUCAAGGAGCUGGAGCGCAACAUGGAGCUGAGCAGCGGGAGCUUCCAGAGGCAGCUGGCGGGGGAGAGGAGGAGAACUCACGAGGUGCAGGAGGAGACGCGCUCCCUGCAGGAGGAGGUGGACAGACUCACGCUCAAACUCAAGGAGAAGGAGCGUGAGUUGGACACCAGGAACAUCUAUGCCAAUCGCAUGCGGCACACACCAGCCAGCAGGAAAGACACAGACAGCGCCGCCAAAAAGAAAGACAUCAGUGAGACUCUUCACUAUAUAAAGUUGUGCUCCGGGUCGGCAAACCUGCGAAGAUUCCCCAGCAGGAGUAACAGUAAGGCGGUGCAGACGGAGGACCGGGCGCUCUCUCUGGACUUCCCCUCCCCUCCACCCGCCAUCACCGACGGCAACGAGCUCCUUGAGCACAGGACCGAUGACUACCUCUCACUCAAGAUUCACCAGCCUCGGGAGUCACCGUCUCACAGCGUAACUAAGGAUCUACAUAAUGGAGAACUGACACCGAAGGAGGCAAACGUCGCAAGGGAUCGAGAUCUGGAACGAGAACGGGAGCGGGAGCAGGAUAGGGAGAGGGAGAGGGAGCGAGGGAGAGAACGAGAGAGGCUGAGGAAAGAGAGGGAGGACAGGGAGAGGGAGGAGAAGCAGAGGUUCAACCGGGAGCUGAACACCCUGGAAGAGAAGGCCAAAAGACUCCGAGAUGACUGGGAAAAGGAGGAUGACGCCAGGAAGAAGCAUGGUCUCUCCAUCUCCCAGAAGGAAGAAGAGAACAGGAAGAAGCGUGACCUCAUACAGGAAGAGGAAGUGAAGGCUAAAGACACCGAGAGCCCCACGGCCACCAUGGCCAACCAGGAGACUGCGGAGGAGGAGAGUCUUCGGAAACAGCGACUCCUGGCAAAGAUGCGCGAGAUCGACAAGCAGAACCAAGGAGGCGACCCGGAUCGGUUCUUCUCCGACUCGUCGGGGGAACCGGCCUCGGACACCCGUCCGUCCUCGCGGGUCUCUGAGCCACGGAACCAGAACCAGUCCAUCUUCAGUUUCACGGAGCCGGCAGAGAGCGUGAGCCUGUGGGGGGGCUCGGAGCGGGGAGCUGGCGGGGGCAGUGUGGGUGCGGCCGGUGGGGAGGGUGUGACCGGGGGGCGCAGGGGGACUCCCAGGGGCCCCCAAAAGUCAAGCGAAGACGACGGCUUCUCCUUCGGCAGCUACGCGCCGUCCUUUGGCCGACCCACCCAGAGAGCCGGCCUUAGCUCCACCUCCACCUCCACCUCCACGUCCACCUCCAGGAGCCGGCCGGAGAUCGCCCCCAAACCGGUGCUCGACGCGGGGCUUGAUGCCGGGCUGGACCUGGGCGUCAAGGACCGCAAGUCCAACCUCCUGCAGCAGCUCUUUGGGUCGGCCACCGAGCCGGCGCCACCGCCUUCCAAGAUGGAGGAGGUCCUGAGCCCCCCGCCCCCGUCCAAACCCCAACUGUCAGGUGUGGGGGGCCGCAGAAGAGACACAGAGACACCACCAAGCAACAAGCACAGCAACGGCAGCAGAAUGUUAGCUAACAACCGGAGCACUCUGCACGUCGCCGAAAGCCGUCCGACAGUGAUGGCAAUUGCCUCGUUUGAUGAUGACAUCGAAGAGCUUACCCUCUGAUUACCGGGCGAACAGUGAUGACCUCACAGUGGUCUGAGAGAACUUUAAGAGACGUUUGUUAUUGUGGACAGGGAAGGGAAUGUUAGCAUUCUCUGCUCUGUUCAGUCAAGCACUUUUUCCAAGCACCAAGUCAUGUAAGAUAAACAGAGGUCUAAUCGAGUAAAAACAAAUGCCCACAGCUCCCUGAGUUUUUCCCUCCAACCGUGCGCACACACACAUUGUAAAGUGCCAUGCAGCCUGUUCUCAUAUCCACAGAUUUUGUAAUAAUAUUACAGUGACUAUGGACGCCUCAGGUAAUAAGGUUGUGUGUGUGCGUGAGUGACUGACUGACUGAUAUCAGAUUUAGAUGUACUUUUUAAUAUGGCACUAUUUUUAUUAGUUUAAUUAUCACAAUGAACUCUUAUCAAAUGUUAAUGGUACGUUUGAUACCAUUUCAACCUGUCCUCUGUGAACAGAGUAACUUACACAAGCUUUCUAACCAGUCAGUCCCUGUCUUUGGACCAGUCUGUCUAUGGCAGAGUGCUUAACCAUAGACGCGACAAGCUGUACUGACCAUUUGCCAACUACCAACUUUUGCUUGGUUCUUGCGACGUUUGCUUUAGAGGGGGAAGGGACACAAACGACACCCUUACACAGUCACUACACAGCAUGACUGGACUUCAGCUGGUGUGGGAACAUUUCGUUUAAGAGGAAACAAUGACGGCAGAAAUCAACUUGUUCCAAGUGUAACAAUGACGGGUUUUUCAUCACUAUGUUUGUCUCUGUAAAGCGCCUCUCGGUGUAUGCAGGUUCUUUAGCUGUGUAAUGAGCAAAACCUCUCUCCCGACACCUUAACCGACGUGUUGGUGACAGAUUCUAGCACCCAUGUUUUUUUUUGUUGUUGUUGUUGUUGUUCUUCUUGCUUGCUUUUGUUGUUGUUCUUCUUCUUGCUUGCACGCCCACCUCCCAGUCUAGAGUUUUACGGGUUCGACCGUGGGACUGCACGGUGCGGUCAGACACGGCCCAGGAUGCAUCAGGGAGGCGGGAAGAGCGGCGAGGAAACCAGGUUGUGAGGGACAGACAUUGGGCCAGCGUGCUGCUGCUGACGGAGCAUGUUUACGCGGGAGUGUGACGACCAGGGCCUGCCUGUCUGACUCAUAGCAGCAGUCGGUGACUGGGUGGAAAGACUCCAGACACACAGUAUACAGUAGCCCGGGUCAGAGACUGAGAUGCCUGAGAUGCGCCGAGCACAGUUUCAUGACACGCAGGUCACAGUCAUGUACAGACUUACAUACACACACCCACACAUAUACAGUACACACUCACAUAUACAGACUCUCUCAUACACAUAUACUCAUACAGACACACACACACACUCACACACAUACACAAAAACGUUUUGGGGACAUUUUGCAAGACAUAUACAGACUCUCACACACACAUAUACUCAUGCACACACUCAUACACACACACACACACACACACACACAGACAGACCGACUCAAGUCAAUCCUGCUCAAGUCUGUGUAUUUCUCGACUCCUCUGUGACUGCCAUGGCGUCAGAAGCCGUACGGUGAGACCACAGAGCACAUAGAAAGCUAAGGCACCACUGGCCUGGUGUGCGUCAUUCACCUUGCGCUGUUCCGAGUCAAACACUCGCUGUGUGUGUGUGUGUGUGUGUGUUUGCGUGCGCAUUGAAAUCAGAUGAAUGUAAGAAAUUGGUGUAGGUUUCAUGUCUUAACCUUAUCACCUUAUUGUGAGUGGGUUUGCUGAAUUCUUAUGCUUGUAUAAUAGUCCCUCUGUCAGAUGAAUGUGCAGUGAUUGAACAGGUCUGGGACCAAUUUUAGAACAGGUUAGUGUCCUGUUUUAAGGAGACUAGAGAAAAGGCUUCUGAUUUCAGAUCUGCUGGGAAGAGAUAUUGCCAUUCGGGGUUGAGUAGUGUGUUUGCUUGUAGUAGUGUGUUGAUGAAGAAGAAAGGCGACAUCAAGAUGUUUUAUAUUAUUUAUUUUUAUCAGGAUAUUUAACUAGCAACAUAUUGGCCACAUGAUUGAAUGAGACAAAGGAAUUACAAAUCACAUUUUGUAAUGAUAAUAUUUCUAUAGUUUUGAUAAACAUUACUUAAGGAUCGAAUGGUUUGUGGAAGGCUGUAAGUGUCUUCCUGUAUUUCCAUAUUUUUAUUCAUCAAGGCUGUUGUUUACAUGUUGCCAUUCAAAGCUGUGUUGCAAACACUUACUCAUGGGGGCAAAUUCAAUGUAAGGUUUUCCACAACAGACCUGCUAUGUCCACGCAUCCUUAAAGAGAGUAUUCCCUUUUCCUUGACACGUUUUAAAUGUAGUAAUAGUAGUAGCAGUAGUACAUUUAUUUAUAGAGCACAUUUUCCAGCACAAUGGCUACUCAAAGCGCUUCAUAGACACCGUGUUCUAUUUAUAUGUAUGUCAAUAUAUAAUUGUCUCAGAUAAGGGAAGUAAAUAAUUUCCCUGUGUCUGAACUACAUUGAAAUGAAGUUUUGUUUGAAUAUGGUUACAAUAGAUUUGAUAGAUGAUAUACAGUUCAUGAUGGUAUUUCUUCGUUAUUUGUGUGUAUUUCAGCAAUUUUCACAUCAAUCAAGUGUCGGGAGAGAACACUGCAUAGCUGAAAAAAAGAUUCAUUAUCAUUAUGGGUUUUGUAUGCAUUUUCUGUUAUUUUACGUCUGUUGAGUUUGUUUGUGUUUAUUUUCCUCACUGAAUCAUGGAUUUUGUGUCUGUAUCUGUUUUUCUUAUGAUUCUGUCACUGUAAGCAUUCUCCAUACUUGUAAUUUAAAAUGAUCAUGUAUGGGACAUGUGAGUCCUUCUUCUCUAUUGGCAAUUUCAACAUUCCUCUGUAAGGCAUUGUGGUAGGGAUCAGACUUGCUUCUGUUUGCCAAUGUUUGUGGUAGCACUGUGUUUCAAAUGUCACUCACUAUUAGUCUGGACUGACAAUCACUAUACAAGUUGAAAUUGAUUACAUCUGACAUGUCUGUGUGUUAUCAUCUUUUUAGUUAGUUAGUUUUACUUUGGUUGAUAUGUUGGUCUUUUUAUAUUGUGUUAUUAAAUCAAUGUCAUUUGUAUAUGAAUGUAUGCACUCUGUUUUUUGUUUUUGUUUUCAAAUAAACUUUUGGAAAGG
Sardina pilchardus (European sardine) is the source of this 6219-nucleotide messenger RNA. RefSeq names its product lebercilin LCA5 (gene lca5). The record is from RefSeq and is a predicted model, not a curated record. Gene Ontology annotation, biological process: intraciliary transport. The transcript has 12 exons. Gene Ontology annotation, cellular component: axoneme. NCBI's taxonomy places the organism in Eukaryota, Metazoa, Chordata, Actinopteri, Clupeiformes, Clupeidae. The coding region runs from base 328 to 3099 and encodes 923 amino acids.